Saccoglossus kowalevskii is the source of this 1653-nucleotide messenger RNA. RefSeq lists its product as uncharacterized. NCBI's taxonomy places the organism in Eukaryota, Metazoa, Hemichordata, Enteropneusta, Harrimaniidae. Gene Ontology annotation, biological process: stabilization of membrane potential; potassium ion transmembrane transport. Gene Ontology annotation, molecular function: outward rectifier potassium channel activity; potassium ion leak channel activity. Gene Ontology annotation, cellular component: plasma membrane. The record is from RefSeq and is a predicted model, not a curated record.
AUGGUGUUAGAUUUUAAAAUGGAUGUCCAAGCCGAACGUCGGCCAACAAUCAUAAACGUAUCUGCCGGUGGAAAUAUUUCUGAAGAACCGGAAACAAAACGUGGAUGUGUACAUUCAAAAUAUUGUCGCAAAACGUUCCAACCAUAUGUCAUAUCGUAUUUUGCGCUUUCUGCAUAUGUAUUUAUAGGCGCCUUCGUAUUCCAAGUUCUUGAAGCCCCGUAUCACCAACGUCUUGUGGACGGCAUCGAUUCGUCGAGAGAAAACUUCUUCAUAAAUUUACGAAAUGGAUGCAGUUUGAAUGAUGGCAACUGGAGCGUCAUGUUAGAGGAACAAGUCAGUUUAUUCGAAGAUGAACUGGAGAAGGCGUUCCAGCAAGGGUUACGAAUAAGAAAGGGAUACAAAUGGGAUUACUUUGCUUCUUGUUUCUUCUGCCUCACUGUUGUCAGUACAAUAGGAUAUGGACACAUGACACCAGUAACAACAGCAGGUCGACUUUUGUGUACGUUCUAUGCUGUCGUUGGAAUUCCGUUGUAUUUUCUCUACUUGGCAAAGUUGGGUGACUUGAUUGCAGCACCUUUACGAAACAUCUUCAAGCGAAGCAGAAACGUCUUACAGAAAACCUGGCUUCGAAAACGACUUGGACAUUCUUAUGGAUUUUCUGAUCGUAAUACCGAACAAUGUCUUCCGGGAAAUAAGAAAGUUUGUAUACAAGAUCAAGUGAUGGAGGACGUUAUACAAGAUGGCCUACAGAGGACUUCCAUGGAUCCUGACUUAUCGUUGUUGAGCUAUAAACAAGUAGUUUAUAACAAUGACGUUGGUGUGCAGGAUGAACAGCAUGAUGCUUCCAUUAAGGGGAUCAGCUUGCAAGAAUGUUGCAAAGUUGCUACUGUGUCGGAGUGCAUUGACCUGCACAUUGACAGUGGUACUCAGCAUGUUGAUGGCGAUCUAUACCACAGUGCACUGGAAAGCAUGGAAAAUAUUCACAAAGAGCCAUCAACUAGAGUGAAACAGGCUACAGGUAAAAGGAGAAAAUGUAGAUCCUCCUCUACUGGUGCAUGUAGCAGAAAAUAUUGCCAGACUUCGAAUGAGUUGUAUAAUAGUGAAAGUGACGAUAAAGAAAAUUGUACGGGCUCAGGUAGUGUAGAUUCCAUAGUCACAACUAAGCACGACAAAGAAACUUCGAACCACAAAGAUCCUGAAAACGCCAACGUGACAAACAUGGCACCGUCAUUACAGGAAGAACAAACAAUGAAUUAUGAUAGUGCCAAUGUAGUUUCUCAAAAAGAAAUUCAGACUGUAAAAUCACGCUGUAUAACUGUGAAAGGCAGCGAGGAUGCGCCACUUAUGUUUAUUGUUGUUAUACUCAUUGCAUAUAUUUGUGCAGGUGCGGCUGUAUUCUCUUCGUCAGAGCAUUGGACGUACACCGACGCCAUUUACUUCUGUACAAUGACGUUCACGACCAUUGGCUUUGGUGACCUAGUCCCCGUUUAUAAUACUGAUGACCCUGUGUCGCAACAAGCACUUAUUGCGGCUUACAUUAUUACAGGGAUGGUGAUGAUGUCAAGCUGCCUCAGCCUCUCUCAAGAACGAAUUCGCGGAUUUGGAAGAAAGAUGUUUGCCAGAGAAGACAAGCCAGCAACGGAGACUUUAUAG